GCUGCUAGCUGUUUGACAUAAAUUGUGAAAGCAGACAUGACCUAUUUGCGGUUUACGUUGGCUGUAUAGUGAGAAGCAUUGAACGUAAUUGAAUAACGUUAAGAACGGAAUACACAAAGCGACCAGGAGACAUUUCCGUGUUGAUUUAGUUGUAGGUAGUUGGCUAACAACAACAAACUGGCUGUUAUUUAACGUUAACUAGCUAGCUAAAGUCUCACACUGUGUCUAACGCAGGGAACUCAUUUACUUGGCGGAUAUCUAGGUCAUUUUAUGCUUGAAUGAGCUUAGUUUGAGCGUUCGGUGGGGAAUGUAACACUGCCUGGUUGUUACCCUUGACAACAAGACUAGGUAAGGGUCAUACGUCACUAUAUUGUUGUAGCAGUUCAUUAAGCGUUCAUGGAUACAGUCGAGCACGUGCGGAUCUUCCCCAUGAGCCUGUAGGCUCAGUCUGAGUUUUUAAUGGGAGCCGGGCAGCGUCUUAGCCAGACUUGUGGGCGAUACUCACGCAGACGGAAGAAGAACCGGCGGCCCGAAUGGAGUCGUUGGCAGGCUACGUUUAUAAAGCGGCCAGUGAAGGCAGAGUCCUGACCCUAGCUGCUCUUUUACUCAACCAUUCUCCCUCUGAGACUCGCUACCUGUUGGACUACAUAACACAGCUGGCUGGCCAGCGCUCGACUCCUCUCAUCAUAGCAGCAAGGAACGGCCAUGACAAAGUGGUUCGUCUCCUUCUGGACCACUACCGAGUGGAUACUGAGCAAACCGGGACUGUCAGGUUUGACGGGUACGUGAUCGAUGGAGCCACGGCUCUUUGGUGCGCAGCGGGUGCAGGACACUUUGAAGUUGUACGGCUUCUUGUGUCCCACAAUGCCAACGUGAACCACACCACCCUGACCAAUUCCACCCCUCUUCGGGCAGCCUGCUUCGAUGGCCGGCUGGAUAUCGUGCGCUACCUGGUGGAGCACAACGCCGACAUCAGCAUUGCCAAUAAGUACGACAACACCUGCCUGAUGAUAGCUGCUUAUAAGGGACACACAGACGUGGUGCGCUUUUUGUUAGAGCAAAGUGCCGACCCGAACGCGAAAGCUCACUGUGGUGCCACGGCGCUGCACUUCGCCGCAGAGGCUGGCCAUCUGGAAAUUGUGAAGGAACUAGUGCGAUGUCAGGCAGCAAUGGUGGUGAACGGCCACGGCAUGACGCCGCUCAAAGUGGCGGCAGAAAGCUGCAAGGCAGACGUUGUCGAGUUGCUUCUCUCUCAUGCUGACUGCGACCCUCACAGCCGUAUCGAAGCAUUAGAACUGCUCGGAGCUUCGUUCGCUAAUGACCGUGAGAAUUAUGACAUCCUUAAGACGUACCAUUACUUGUAUCUGGCCAUGCUAGAGCGCUACCGCGACCUUGAGAGGGUCAUCGCCAAAGAUCUCCCGCCACCUGUGGAAGCUUAUGGUGGUCGUAUGGAGUGUAGGACUCCUCAGGAGCUGGAGUCUAUCAGGCAGGACCGUGACGCGCUGCACAUGGAAGGUCUCAUGGUCCGUGAGCGCAUCCUGGGAUCGGAUAACGUAGAUGUUUCACAUCCUAUCAUAUACCGUGGUGCCGUCUAUGCCGACAACAUGGAGUUUGAGCAGUGCAUUAAGCUAUGGCUACAUGCCUUGCACCUACGUCAAAGGAGCAACCGGAACACACACAAGGACCUCUUGCGCUUUGCACAAGUUUUUUCACAGAUGGUGCACCUGAAGGAGCCAGUCCUGGCUGUGGAUGUUGAGCAAGUGUUGUGCUGCAGCGUCUUGGAGAUCCGGCGCAGCAUGGCACGCUUGGAAACGGCCUCAGAGGCUGAGCGUCCGGCGUGCGCCGACAACUAUGAAUCGAACGUUUUUACUUUUCUCUAUUUGGUGUGCAUCUCAACUAAAACGCAGUGCAAUGAUGAGGACCGUGCACGCAUUAACAAGCAGAUAUAUGAUGUAAUCCGACUCGACCCGCGUACCCGAGAAGGCUCAUCGCUGCUCCACCUGGCUGCCAGUUCCAGCACCCCGGUGGACGAUUUCCACACAAAUGAUGUGUGCAGCUUCCCCAAUGCACAUGUCACCAAGAUCCUGCUGGACUGUGGCGCUCAGGUGAACUGCGUCGAUAAUGAAGGAAACAGCCCUCUGCACCUCAUCGUGCAGUACAAUCGGCCCAUCAGUGACUUCCUCACACUGCACGCCAUCAUCAUCAGUCUGGUCGAGGCUGGCGCACAUACUGACAUGACAAACAAGCAGAAGAAGACGCCGUUGGACAAGAGCACCACAGGAGUCUCGGAGAUCCUUCUGAAAACGCAGAUGAAAAUGAGUUUAAAGUGCCUAGCUGCUCGGGCUGUCCGACAGCAUCACAUCCUCUACCGAGACCAGAUUCCUAAAAGUCUAGAGGAGUUCGUUGAGUUUCACUGAUCUUUAUAUUUCUUUCAGAUUCUAAAGAUUUUAAAUGAUCUGGUGGUGCUGGUAAUUCUUGAUCAAGUUUUUAAAAAAAUAUAUUUUCCCCUUUGUUAAAAGUGAUUUAAGGUAUUGAAAUAACUCUUCAGUGCAUUUUUGGGGCCAUAGAUAAUGAACUGAACUUAAAAAUCUACUGAGAGAACACUUUUACAGACUGCACUUUGCUUAGGAUGAUUUAGUUAAGUUUUAUUUUAUUAACAUAUUUUAUUAAAAAUAUUUAAAACAUUGUCAGAAGAUCUAUUUUCUAAGGAAACAUUAGCAGAGAAAUGAUUUACUAAAGUCUAAACCUUCUUUACCAGACUGUAGACAAAUUUCUUAGCAAAUACACUAAGUCAUGCCUGUAACAGGUUCUUUUUUUUUUUUUUACAUUUUUGUUUGUUUGUUGUUUUUUCCAAAAACAUCAUGCCGUUGUAAAGUCAUUUGAUAUCUACAUGACUGUGUGCUGCCAUGUCUUGUGUGGCCUUAUUCUGGAUGGUGCUUGGAUCUUUUUAUUAAAAGCUGAGAAAGCAACAUGUUGCGUGUGGCUCCUUGUGCCAGGAAGAUGCAAAGUCUGUAAACUUGACUUUAAAUGUUGAGAGUCUUUGAAUUAUGUUUUUAAGAACUGGUGAUUGUACUGACGUUGUACUUUUAUUUUUAAUCGAAUUAACCAAUAUUAAGUCAACAUUAAAUACUGUAAUCUCUGCUUCAUACAGUCUAAUUCAAGAUUUUAUUCAUAGGUUAUUUAUUCACGUUCAGUUGCCACACUGUCAGGGACAGUUUUAACUGUAUUGUAUAUUGCAAUAACGUGUGUUUUUGUAUGCUCCAUGCUUUAUAUGGAAAUGUUUGUACAUCCACUGAGUCAAGUGGCUUACAAUCAAUUGCCUGCUAAAAGUGGAGAUGGCACAAUAUGCUGCUUUUUCUUUUUUUAGACACCAGUCACAUACUGCAGUUUGCUGUUUUUCUUCUCCUGCUAU
Molecule: messenger RNA, 3412 nt
Organism: Clarias gariepinus (North African catfish)
Lineage: Eukaryota; Metazoa; Chordata; Actinopteri; Siluriformes; Clariidae
Gene: fem1b
Product: fem-1 homolog b
Exons: 2
Coding region: 534-2417 (627 amino acids)
Molecular function (GO): protein binding
Source: RefSeq, a predicted model, not a curated record